This is a messenger RNA of Opisthorchis viverrini, 1479 nucleotides long. RefSeq lists its product as hypothetical. The transcript is spliced from 8 exons. The record is from RefSeq and is a predicted model, not a curated record. Gene Ontology annotation, molecular function: aspartic-type endopeptidase activity. NCBI's taxonomy places the organism in Eukaryota, Metazoa, Platyhelminthes, Trematoda, Opisthorchiida, Opisthorchiidae. Bases 1 to 1479 code for a protein of 492 amino acids. Gene Ontology annotation, biological process: proteolysis.
AUGAUUAUUGGGUUACAUCGCAAUGCUCGAGUCCACCUGAUGCAGCAUAUUCAGUUGGAGCGGACCACAUCGAGCCGAUGGAUCGAGACCGAUUGCUCAAAGGACAAAGUCACAAAACUAGUACAAGGAAGAAAGCCCUUCGCUGCAAAAUUCUUUAUCAGAAAACACCAAAUAGGCAAAUACAAGCUGUUUGGACAGGAAAGCGAACGUCCCGGUUUCUACGUGGUCGUCGGAUUCGGGAAACCGAGACAAAAUUUUCGUCUAUUGAUUGAUACAGGAUCAAGCACACUGUGGGUUCCUUCAGAUAAGUGCGAACCGGGCUUGUUCGUGAAUAACAACAAAUUCAAAGGUACAUCAAAAACGUUUCAGAAAAAGGCAGGAGCCCUAUGUGAGAUAUACGGUGACGGUUCCAGCAUAGAAGGUACGCUUGGGACCGACACACUUGAUGUAAGAUCAUAUGAAGGAACCGAACUGAUCUUCGUUCCGUCAGAUCAGUGGCACAAAGGUGGUCGGUGUGACGUUUGGUCAGGUGCAUCGCGCGAACGGCCUACUUUCACUCAAUGUGACGGCAACCUGGGGUUGGCAGUUAAUGAAACAGCGGAAUCAUUCGACCAAACACUACUAGAGUAUCUGUUUACUCAGGAAUUGAUUUCUCAACUGGUCUUCACCAUCGUGUAUCCUAGGAUUGGGCAACCUGGAAGCAUCCCAGCCCUCGUACUUCCUUCGGGUGAAACAGCAGCAAGGCACCGGAAGAGUGUCACAGCUGCUUCCACUCUGAUCCAUGGGAAAAUAACUUUUGGUGGGGUUAAUCAUGACGACUAUCGAGGAGAGAUAUCCUACGCGACUGUGCUUCCCGGGAAAUUUUGGAGAGUUCAGUUCCACAGGCGGCCUGCAUGUUUGUCUUCGCAUCUAUCUAUUUGUCUGUCUGUCCAUCUACCUAUAUAUCUGUCUGUAUGCCCGCCUAUCUAUUGUCUGUCCGUUUCCUGUCUGUCUCUCCGUCUAUCUUACAGUUCAUCUGUCAGUCUAUCUGUCUACUAUAUAUCUGUCUGCCUAAUGGAAGUCAGUGGCAACACGGUAGCCCAUAAUUUCAUUGCGAUAGCAGAUACCGGUACGUAUUUGGUGAUGUGUCCAUAUGGGACUCUUUUGAAUUUGAUCAGUCAGCUUGGUGUUUAUCUGGAGCCUGAGGAGCAAGUCGACUGCGAAGAAGCUGAUGAGUUUCCCGAAAUAAUUUUCACCUUGGAUGGAUUUCAGCUGGGAUUUCCGCGCGAUUUGUACGUGGAAAGAAAACUGACAACAAGAACGCCGCUGACAUCCGUUGGCAGCCAUAGCUUACAGCCUCUCCAACCAGGCACAGUGAGGACCACGCGGUCCCCACCUUGGAAGGCGAGUAGCACCGACAGCACCCAAGCGUUUUGUGAUCCCCUUCAUACUCCUCUACCAAGUCAAGGGUUGGCCAUCUCUCUGUUUACGCCACUCUGA